Molecule: messenger RNA, 811 nt
Organism: Saccostrea cuccullata (small rock oyster)
Lineage: Eukaryota; Metazoa; Mollusca; Bivalvia; Ostreida; Ostreidae
Exons: 5
Coding region: 115-696 (193 amino acids)
Source: RefSeq, a predicted model, not a curated record
AUAAAAUAUGUCUUUGCAUGUUAUAUUUUGAUAUUUUGGGGUUUAUUUGUGUUUACGACUGCUAAAGACCAAGACAGUUCUGGAGUAUGCAAUGUUUCAUGGGCGAAUAACCAAAUGAGAUUGGGUUGCUGUUUGGAUUUUCAGUCAGUCGACGGUAACUGCAAGCCUUGUGUUGGACGACACGGACCUAACUGUUCCUUACCUUGUAAGAUUGGAUUCUUUGGAUUUGGAUGCCGUCAACUCUGUAACUGCUCCGACAGACAGGGGUGUGACCGACACACUGGCUGUUUUGAUAUCGCAGUUGACAAGAGAACAAAGUCUUACAGCGGAGAGAUCCUAGGGGCUGUAGGAGUUUUAUUUGGAAUCAUUUGUUUGUCUGUGGCAGGUGCUCUUACCAGGAGGUUCAAAUUGCAUUAUGAGAAGAAAUACACCACAAACCGGAACAACGUUAGGGAUGAGAUGACGAGUGAUGAAGCUCAAUCAAUUCAAGGGCAAUACCUUACUCCUAUUUCUCUCAAAGACAAGACGAUGAAGUCAUCGAGUAGCCCUGUUAAGAAACAGAGACGGACUAAUCAAGACGAGACGACGGAUGACACAGCACAAGAAAGCGGGUACACUGAAAUUCCAGAUUAUCAACAACUAAAGGAAAGCAGGACCAGAGUACAACACCAGUAUGCAAAACUCAGAGACUCUUAAAUCACCUUCGUUGUUUUAGCUUUUCUGAAUACACUUUUUUAAAUUUAAAAAUAGAAUUUAAAUUUUUGUUGUAUUUUAAAUGACUUUGCACGUUGAUGACAAAAUAAAUUACAUG